Achroia grisella is the source of this 6611-nucleotide messenger RNA. RefSeq lists its product as uncharacterized. Gene Ontology annotation, molecular function: protein binding. The transcript is spliced from 37 exons. The annotation marks the transcript as partial. Lineage: Eukaryota; Metazoa; Arthropoda; Insecta; Lepidoptera; Pyralidae. The record is from RefSeq and is a predicted model, not a curated record.
UUUCCAGGUGGCAGCGUGGGCGGCGAAGGCGUGUCAGUUUCUACUCAGGCUGAUAUAGCACAUUCGGCCAAAGGCUACGAAUCAGAGGAUGAAAACGCGAGCAGAAAGUGGCAAAAGGCCAACGACGAGCGGCCAGCCAGCAGAACUACUAUGUACUCUAAGCAGGAGUUCCGAGAGCAGUACUGCAUCAACAACAAACAACUGGACCUGCUGGAGCUGGAGAAGUCCAAGAAGGACAGAUUCCUCGGAUGCCUCUCUCAAUACCACAUCGAGAGUCCAUGUUCGAGAACCAACCGAGCAUCAUUUUUAUCCGUGUGCGUCCGCCGUCGGGUGCCCUCGGAUGAGAACCUCAACUCCGACUAUGCACCAAUACAGCGGUUUCCAAGGUUUGGCCAACCCACCCCCGUUCCACCCGAGCUAUGUGCCUAUGAUGCCGAUUUGGAGUGUUCGUACUUCCGCCGGAGACCAAGGUCCGUGUGUAGCCAGCCUGACCCGAAGCGGUACACAUGGAUGCCAGAAGAUGAAGACUUCACCCGGAUGGAGUGGCCACAAUCGGUAAUAGAAGAUAACGCGGGGUGGCCGCAAAAUUACAACAUAGACCAAAUAAGCUCUGUGACCCGAGGUGGAUCUUUGCCUAGACCACCGUCUAUAAUACCGCACACAUUCAUAUGGCCUACCUUCUGUUGCCCUGCGCACACGCCGAUACCCCCACCGCCACCGCCGCCACCGCUUACUAUUCCACCAAAUAGAACUAAACACGUAUCUUUCGCCCGUUCCCACACCUUGACCACGUUUGAUGACUCCGUUAUGCCAGCAGCAGUUGGUAAUAGAUUCCGCCGUGACUGCGAAAGGCUCCUGGAUGGACGACCUGUGAAGCCAGAAACAAAACAAUACUCAACAUUGCCGAUGAUGUAUCCACCAUACGCACCGUACCCGCAAUUCAUGACUGGCCAGAAUACUCCGGCACCAGCGCCCAUCCAUUAUCCGACGCAACCACAGUUCGCGACAUUACCCCAUGCCGGUCCACCGGUACAGCGGCCCACACAAACAGAGCAGCCUAAAGUCGUUGUCUUAGACUCAAUCAAAAAAGGAGUUAUGAGGACACAAGCAACACAGACUGAAGUAUGUUUAGGAAGAAAGCCGCUCCCGCCUAAUUAUUUAUCUUUGAGUCCACGAACUAUUAAACGGGUAAAAAUGGUAGCAGCAGGAGUCCAGACAAAUGGAUACACGGUAGGUGUAAGAAGACUCACAAAAUCAUUCUCUGAAGUAGGCGGCGAUCGAUUAGCUGGUCGAGAUUCUCAAAGCGAUAUCGAUGCUGUUGUUGAAAGCAUUAUUGGAACUGAUCAUGAAAAACUCCAUAGAACACAAUCUGAAGAACCUCCAAGAUCACCUCGUUCGCCCACGUCUAUGAUGCCACAAUCUCCUUUAAUGCAAAGAAUGGAUUCAGAUGAAGUGACAUCUUCAUCUGUAAAAUCAGUAGCGUCGUCCCAAUUAGAUAAAUCAUCGGAACUAAGUGUUUUGCAAAGACAAGCUCAGGAAUACUUUCAACAAAAUUUCCAGUUUAUUCAUGAAAGCGAUAGAGACGAUACAAUUGAUGAUGAUAUAGAAACAAUUGAAAAAAGUAUGGCAUUAAAUAGAAGAAACUUAGAAUAUCUGCAACAAGAGAUAGCCAAACAAGCUAAGGGCGAUAGGUCACUAAGAUCAAUUCUAUCUAAAAGUACCAGUGACACUUCACAGAAAACUAUUAAUUCACAUCCACUUUCAAAAACAUCCACAUUUCAUUCAGAACCUUCUACAGAAACAUCUGCUACAACGACAGAUGAUAGUGAGAAAAAUGAAAAAGAAAUUAUAAUCGACUUUGAACCUAGGCCUGAUGAAGAAGCUAUACCAUUCACAACACUACAUAGAAAGAAUAGAAAAUUACAGAAGACUCUGUCCGAAGGAGAAAUUCUUUUAGAUGUGAGAAAAAUCGAAAUAAAUGGCGAAGGUACAAAAGAUGUUCCACUUGUUAUGUCCACUAGCCAAGAAAAUAUGACAAGAGAGGAUCGUGAAAGAGAAGCAGUAUAUCGACAAUAUAUUGGCCAAAAUUAUAUACAAACACCCAUUAAGGACGAAGGCAUUUUUGGUUUUGAGCCUGAUGGGUCAUUUAGUUCUUCAGACGGGAAUGCACCAUAUGAAGAUUUUCAUGAAAAAUACAUUAGUUACAAGCAUGAACCGUUUAGAAAUCGAAGCGUAAGUUUCGAAGAGCGUACAGAAAUUAUCAGUAAAAAGGACGAAAUUCCUGAAAACAGUACUGCAAAAUCAAGUCCAGGAUCACCAGAACCGACAAGCAUCUGCGUAGAUGUAGAACACAAGGCAAAAAAAGCGGUAAUAUUAAAUAGUAUCACAACAAUUCUUACUCCAUUAGAAAAGGUAUCACCAUGUGCUUCGAAUGAAUCUCUCACUGCGGACCAUAGCAGAGAUCACUCCGAUGGAAUGUGGAAUGAAUCACAAACUACAGUCUUACAAGUAGAUUCUGGGACUGAAAAUGGAACCGUAAUAAGCUCAUCAGAUCUCAGUUCAUUAGCAGCUUCACCAGGUGCUCUUGCACUACUAACACCUACAUCACGAAGAAAACAACUUUUAUUAUUACAACACCAACAACGAUCCUCUUUAGAUACAGAUGCUUUAGAUGAAGAAUUUGAUGCCUCACAAAGUCAGUCACCAACGUCCCCUCGAAAUAAACUAGACACCUCUAGUUCAAGUUCAGUACAAGCUAGAUCUUCCUUGUCUCCACCUGCAGUUGUUCCCAAUAUUAGUCUACCAAUUACAAAACAACCAACGAUAUCCAAAAAUAUAUCUACAAUUGGACCACAUAAAGUUAAUCACACUCCAGCAAUAGCCAUUACACAUCCUAGUUUAGAUUUAUCAGACGUACCAUUUAAACGAACCCCUAGUAUUAUUAAUAAGAAACGUGAACGAGCUUUGAGUCCUUCUAGAAGAAAGGAUUUACAGAAGAAAGCGCAACAAAAGGAACCAAAUGGUACCAUUCCUAAUCAGAUUAUAGAAUCGCCAUCUGAAACUCCCUUAGCUAAAGCAGCCAGUAGUGAAACUAGCUUAGCUAGAACGGAUUCUGGAAAAAUAAAUACUACAGAUGUGUCAGAAAGUACGACAACCACAGAAGAUUAUGUUACAGCUAACUCAGAUAGCUCCAAAAAAAGUAAUAGUAAAAAUCAAAAUCAAACUCCGGAAAAUAAUAAAACACAGGAGGGUUCAUCUUUUGAGAGUGCAUCAAGUUUAUAUUCAUCAACCCGAACAGAAAAUAUAGUGGAGGACUUAGUUGUGCCAAGCUUUUCGCCACCAUUAGAAAUUAGCGAUGAUUUUAUUGUACCAAAUCUAUCUUCACCGCCUUUACCAUUACCCGAACGAGUUCCUAAAACAGUUAUCGAAAAAAUUGAAGUGAAAGCAGAGGUUAACCAAACAACAGAAUUUGCUAGGAGAGAUAAGACUGAAAUUAUUAAACAUAAUGAAGAGAUUACUAAAAUAACUAAACGUACUUCGCGGGAUACAGUAAGUGGAAAAAGUAGCUCAAGUGGAAGUUAUAGUAUAGGUGGUUCAAAUCCAAAUGUGACUGAAGAUAUAAAUAACAAGGCGCCUACUGAAAGGACGAAAAAAGUUCCCGAAAAGAUAGAAGUUAAAACGAAAGAAGAGAAAUCUAUAAAUUUAAAUAAAAGAAAGGAACAAAUGGUUCCGAAAAUGAUGGGUUCUGUAUCGGAUGAUGAGCGAAGUGUUCAUUAUUCAUCUUCCGGCUAUUAUGAAAGUCCUGUGGAUGAUGAAGAUGAUGGUGGAUUAACUUACAAACACUCACAACGAUAUAGAACAACUAAUAGACAAAAAACGUGGUUAGAGGAGAAAAGAAGAAAAAAGAAAGCUUUCACAUUAGAAUUUUCUAAAUCUUACGAUGACUCGAUAUCUACUUCACAAGAUGAUUGGGGUAAGAAAGGGAAAGAAUCUGAUUGUAUAAGCCAGCGUUCAGAACGUAGUAUAUUUAAACCAAUAAAUUUAAAAUCACCUGAUGAGAAACCAACUGAAACAAGAAAAAAGAAAACGCAUUUCAAGGAGACGACUAAAAGUGUGCAAUCUUCACCUCGUGAACCAAUUGAUGUAGAAAAAUCGUUGAAAGAUAAAAUAACUAAAGAAAAGGAUACAGAAACAAAAAGGCCACAAGAAAGGGAACGAUAUGUCAAAAGAACGAAAUUGAAAGCAAAAAGUCCUACGCAAAACAAAACUAUAGAUAACGGCCAUAAUUAUAGAUCUCAACAUUAUGAUAGACGAGAAAUUAUGGGAUCUAAUAUGAAGCUACAUCUUAAUAUUCCUACAUCAGAUGAUUCUAGUGAACAAUAUAGAAAGGAUGGCGCAGGAAACGGUAAUAUAUCUCCAAGAAAACAUAGACGCUUACGAGAUAGUCCUAGAAGAAAAACGGGCACUAAUUCAAAUUUAGUGAAGUCACCGACAUCGGCAAAUAAUCAUUCCGCAUAUAGUUGUAGGCCUCGUAGAAAAAGCGGGUCCAAUGAAAGCAUAUCACUUCCCGGUAGUUUGCCUAGAAGAAAACAAUCAAUUCUCACAGUACCCUGCUUAAGUUCUCUAGAAGCCGAAGAUAUAAAUACUACUAGAACCCUUACCAGUGCAGGCUCAAGAUUAACACCUUUACGGUACAUUAAAAGUCCAAAUACUUCACCUAGACACCACAGAAAACAAGAUAGAGACGGAAAAUUUGCAAAAGCAGCGUCCGCAGAAUCAUUGCGUUCAGUGUCACCAGGCUCAGACUCUGUUUUCUAUUCGGAGCAAACAGAACACAGCUUCACAGGUGCCGAUGGAGAAGCUAAAGCUCAUUGCUUGCAUUGCGGCAAAGAAGUACAUAUUGUUACUGCUGCUGCACACGAACAUGAUAGUGUAGCUUCAAGAACUUCACACACUGAUGAAUCGUAUGCUGACGCUACACCAGAUAUAGUGCCCGCUCCGGCGGGGUUCGCUGAUUCCCCGUCAUGCAUCAGUUCCAAAAAACACUCAAGUGGCGCCAGAUUAUAUAAAAAACUUGAUAAAAGAUAUCGUUCUGAAGACAAAUCUAGACACCAUUAUCGAAACCGACAAGAUGUUCGAGCAAAAUCUGAAGAAAGAGGAAAAGAAGAAUAUGCAGCUAAUGAAAAACCGGCAGACACAAGAAUUGCACGUUCUGCUGGAAAUAGUUUAGAUAAACUGGCUGGUUCAAGUGCAGAUCCUGAUGAGCAUGAAGAGUGUUCGGGUAGCUCGGAAGGAGCUGAUGGAGGCCGUGAAGAAAAAGGUGUUUAUGCAGCUCCGUGGUGGUGUGGUAACUGGAUACUACUUUCUGAAAACGAUGAUAAUUGGACGAGGAUACCGCCAGAUCUAUUAGAGACCGCUGAAAGUUCUAAAGAAGACCCAACAGAAUCGGAAACCGAAUUUAACAAGAGAUACGUAGCUCUCACACAUAGACUUGUGCACAGGCGAGCAUGUAUUGAACUGAAUAGACGACAAGCGGAUAAUACUUUUGAAAGUGACAAGACAGUCGUCGUCAGACGUGGCAAUGAGGAAUUCGGCUUCAGAAUCCACGGAAGCAAACCAGUCGUAGUGUCAGCGAUCGAACCCGAUACCCCGGCCGAAACAUCGGGUUUAGAAGUUGGUGAUAUAGUAAUAGCUGUUAAUGGGAUCAAUGUUUUAGAUAAGACUCAUUCUGAAGUAGUGAAAAUAGCUCAUUCGGGAUCAGAGAUACUCGAAUUAGAUGUGGCAAGAACAUGCGAAGUGGUGGCGUCAUUAGCUCACGAAGGUGGACCAGCAGCUCUAUACUCAGGAUAUCUAUGGCGAGCAGCGCCAGUCAGACCUCAUCAUCCACCUCGUUGGACCCGAAGAUGGUUCGUCCUGAAGAGGGACAACUGCCUUUACUAUUACAAGACAGAUUCGAGUAUACACCCAGUAGGUGCACUAAUGCUUGUUAACUAUCAACUUACGGAGGAAGAGGGAGGAAGACCACAUGGCUUUCGAUUACAGCGCGGCGGCGGUACAAGAUUGCAACUAGCCGCUGACACAGCGGAAGCAUCCGCUAGAUGGCGCGCUGUACUCGCGCAUGCAAUAGACGCUAGUAACCAGCGUGACGGCUGGUUAGAAGUCACAAUGAGAAAUAUGAAGUUGCCGCCUUCGUCUAUACCACGGCCUGACUGUUUCGGAUAUCUGAUGAAACUGGGCUCAAAAUGGAAGUCAUGGGCGAAGAGAUAUUGCGUGCUGAAAGAUGCCUGCUUGUAUUUCUACAACGAUGGAAACAGCAAAAGUGCAUUUGGUAUGGCAUGUCUUCACGGGUACAGGAUACAGACGUGUGCGCCAGGCGGCAAAAAAUACGCGUUCGAAGUCAUGCCUACAGAAACCAAACAGCGGCACUUCUAUUUCCACACCGAGUCAGAAAUGGACAGAAAGAGAUGGAUGGCCGCUUUGGAAUACUCUAUAGACCGAUGGAUGAAGGCCGGUUGACGACGACACAUCACUCCAGAUGAUUCAUUCGACGUCUAAAUAAUAGUUUCAUUAAAUUAUUUUAUUUUAUUUUGUUUUCCGUUAUUUGUACCUUU